Prunus mume (Japanese apricot) is the source of this 684-nucleotide messenger RNA. NCBI's taxonomy places the organism in Eukaryota, Viridiplantae, Streptophyta, Magnoliopsida, Rosales, Rosaceae. The record is from RefSeq and is a predicted model, not a curated record.
AUGGCCUCCUCUGACUCUCUACCUCUUCCUUCCUCUUCUUCCUCCUCUUCUUCUCUCUCUACUUUUUCGGCUUCUGCCAUUCCCUCCCACCACAUCGCCACUCUCAUCCCUGUCAAACUCAACAGAGAUAACUAUCUUCUCUGGAAAUCCCUCUUCACUCCCAUUCUGCAGAAUGCUGACCUCUAUGGCCUUCUUGAUGGUUCUGACCAAUGCCCACCCCAAUUUCUUCCUACCCUUGAAUCUAAUCCCGCUUAUCCUACAUGGGUUGCCAGAGAUCGUACCUGCAAAAUUUGGCUCCAUGCUGCCAUCUCUGAGUCUGUUCUCCCUUAUACAGUCGGUUGCUCCUCCGCCCAAUCUCUCUGGGACAACCUCGAGAAACGCUUCUCUGCCAUCACUCGCUCCCAUAUCCUUCAGCUUAAGGGUCAGCUCCAAACCCUGAAAAAGGGAUCUGACCCGAUGAUGCUCUAUCUUGAAAAAAUCAAGGCUCUUGCCGACGGUCUAGCCGCCGCCGGGGCUCCCCUUGCCGAUCUUGACCUUAUUGCUCACAUUCUUCGUGGCCUCCCACCUGAGUAUGACUCUUUUGGUACUUCGAUCAGAGUCCGCUCUGACCCCAUCGACCCUGAUGCUCCAAAACUUGAUUUCAUCAAUGAUUGGACUACUGAAGUUUCCACUAAUUCAAUUUGA